This is a messenger RNA of Paramecium pentaurelia, 1778 nucleotides long. Lineage: Eukaryota; Ciliophora; Oligohymenophorea; Peniculida; Parameciidae. The record is from the annotation of a GenBank genome assembly.
UCAAUGGAGAUUGAUCACGAAUUGACUCCUUUUAAUAUUAAGAAAUUAGUAAAUAAUGGACACACAACAAGAGUGCUUUUUGAAUCUGAACAAGAUACUUUUAUUUGUGAAAUGUAAGUAUAUUAGUUAAUUAAUAAGUAUUGGUCCAAGUUAUCAAUAAUCACCAGAAUGUCAAAUAAAUAUAAAAUUAGAUGGUAAUGAAAUACUCAAGAGAGAUAUUUAUAAUUUAUUAAAACAUUUGAUAUUUACAGAGACAUAUUAGAAACAAUCCUUCACUGUGAUUUUUGAUAUAUGUCCUCCAUAUUCAAAAGCAUUUAAUGCCUUAUAUUAUGCUGUAUUAUUACAUGGAAUUAGAAUCAAAGAUUCAUUUGCAUCAUGUUCAGCUGUACUCUUUAAUUAUUUAAUAUAUAGUUUUUAGAUGAAAAUAAAAGACUUAUUGUAGAUAGAAAAGAGAAACAAUGGAGUGCAAAAUUAAAUUUGGUUUAUUCAAUUAAUUUAUAACAAAUAUUAUGUUCAGAUGUAAUAGGACAAUUUAAUAAUGAUGAUUUGGGAUUAUUAAUAUCUGGAUGUAUUAGUGGAUGCAAUCAGAUAUAUAAUUUUAUUAAAGAUCUCUGAGCAUAUAAAUUUGAUUCUAGAUUUUUAACAUAUAAAUAAUUAAUUGUUAAAUAUAUUUAAAAUGGAUUAAGCAACAUUUAAGGCAAUAAAAGUGAAACUUACAGAUUAUGAAAUUUUAUAAACUCUAGGCACUGGUUCAUUUGGUAGAGUUAGAUUGGCUAAAAAUAAAGAAACAGGGGAGUAUGUAGCUUUGAAAAUGUUAAAGAAAGCAGAGAUUUUGAGAUUAAAAUAAGUAGAUCACAUUAUAUCUGAAAAUACAAUCUUAUCUAAUAUAAGUCAUCCUUUCUUAGUAUACAAUUUUACUAUUUUAGAUUAAAAUGCUAGGAUUUACUUAAGAUGAAAGAUAUCUUUAUUUCCUUCUUGAGUAUGUGUAAGGUGGUGAACUCUUUACAUACUUAAGAAAUAAAGGUAAAUUAGAGAAUGAUGAAGCAGUGUAAGUUUAUUAUAAUUAAAUUAGAUUUUAUGCAUCUCAAGUUGUUCUUAUGUUUGAAUAUUUACAUUCAAAAAAUAUUGUUUAUAGAGAUCUUAAACCAGAGAAUCUCUUAAUUGGAUCAGAUGGUUAUCUAAAAUUAACUGAUUUUGGUUUUGCAAAAUAAGUUGAAGGAAGAACUUAUACCUUAUGUGGUACUCCAGAAUAUUUGGCUCCAGAAAUUCUUCUUAAUAAAGGUAUAACACUAUAUAUUAUCUAACUAAAGGACAUGGAAAACCAGUUGAUUGGUGGUGUUUAGGUAUCUUGAUUUAUGAAAUGUUGGCUGGAAUUGAUCCAUUUAAUGAUGAAGAUCCUAUGGCUAUUUAUUAGAAAAUAUUAAAGGGGAAGGUAAAAUUUCCCAGAAAUUUUUAACAGUAAGUAAAUUGAAUUCAUUUUUAUAUAGAGAAGCCAAAAGUUUAGUCAAACAUUUGUUAGUUGCUGAUUUAACCAAAAGGUUUGGAAAUCUUAAAGGAGGAGCUAAUGAUAUUAAAAUGCAUAGAUGGUUUUAAGCCAUGGAUUGGGAAUUUCUAGUUUAAAAAAAGCUAUAGCCUAAAUAUAAACCAGUAGUUAAGUAUAAGAAUUAAUCUAUAAAGGAACAAGGGGGAUACCUCUAAUUAUUCUACUUAUCCUGAUAGUACUGAGUUACCUAAACCAGUUAAACCUACUGAUGAUCCUUUUAUAGGAUGGUGAAUGU